CUAACUGUUUCCCUCCAUUCCCUCGCGCACAGAAGGGGAGCCGCGGGAGUUCGCCGGAGAUGUCGUCGGCGGCCAUGAAGCUCGCAAACGCUGCUGACACUAGCUCGGAAGAGUCCCAAUCCCUCAUCGCGGACAUGCGCAAGGCCGUCAACACAUUGAGGUCCAUCGCCGUCGAGUACGAGAAGGAAAACAGGCCCGACAAGGUCAAGGAGGUCGAGAAGGAAAUGCUGGAGCUCUUGGCUUCAUACGAGGACUGCGCGUUCCUAGCCGAGGCGGUCAAGGCAGUGCCUCAGAUAUACCAGCCGUCUGAUCAGCCUACGGAUUUCAAAAAGCUAAUCGAGGCGGAGGUUACCAAAAUCAAGGGUAACUCACGAGUGUCGGGACAUUGCCAGCAGCUCGUUCGGCAGUUCAGAGAGGUUGUUUGGGAUGUUCAUCAUGCAGGUCAGCCCAUGCCUGGAGAUGAACAAGAGGAGCUCGUUAUGACUAGCACCCAGAGGAACAUCCUAAAUAUCAAAUGCCCAAUAACUAUGAAGCCCAUAAUUGAGUUGACAGAUCCAGUUCGCUGGAAAGCAGUUAGUGCCCUGCUUGGUUUUAUGUCGAAGCUCUUUGAAAAUUGUGUCAUCGCUCAACUUAAAUGGUUGAAUCUUGAGCUACAUACUAUUUAGUAAACAAUCGCUGAAAAAAUCUCACUUUCUCAUUGUGUUUCCACUGGUUAAUAACCGGUUGAAUUUUUUUAGCACGACAUCAUGUUCUAAAGAUUAACUUUCCACCUGCAAAUAUCAAGUUUUGUACGCAUGAGUCGGUGGCCUACAGUUCCAUUUUACUACUCCCUCCAUCCGGAAGUAAGACUAUACAAAUCCAAGUCACUUAUUUCCGGACGUAGGGAGUACUAUUUUUGUUUUGCCUCUACCCUUUCAAUCUCAUUAAAAUCGUCAGGAUCUGUUAGCCCCUUGUGUAUGAUCCACAUGCUAUAAAAAACAUCAGGAUUUGGUUAACGCUUGUGCAUGAUCAGCAAUUCAGCAUGCUAUAAGCAAGCAUGUUUUCUCUGUUAACAAACCCUGUCAUUCCGUCAGUAAAACUAGUUCGGAAUUGUCAAUCAAACAACUAGGAGUGCUACCAAUCGAACUUCUGAUUAUUGAUUUUGAUUUAUUUUGCUCAUUUAACGAGUUUUACCAAUCGACACAAUAGUAGAAGACUAGAAUUUGUGCACAUACCGAAUAUUUUCAAUUCCAAAUACUGACACUAUAUGCUUCCUUUCCUUUCCCUCUGCAGUACGGAGUGCAGACACAUAUAUGACAAGAAUCCUAUUAUAACUUACAUGAGAAACAACAAACCUCCGCGGUGCCCUAUUGCAGGUUGCCCAAAGAUGUUACACAUAGGGAAUGUUAAAUGCGAUUCCAUGCUCCGAGUCGAAAUCGAUGAGUUCCGUUCAUCAGGGGCUGCUGAUUCAAUUGCUUCAGAUAUAGAAGUUAUCUCGGACUUGGAUGAUGACGAGGAGGAGCCAAUGGAUGAGGACAACGGCGAUGAGUACGAGAGGAGGGUGUGGCAAGUUUGGUAUGUAGGAUGAUGCUAGCUCUUAGAACUGUUCAGGACGUACUUGUCUGGACCAUCACUGCGGUCUGGCUGGCACCUUUUCAUCUUUGGUGUUCUUUGUAAGAAACGUGAGUCUUGUGUAGGUUAGCUACUUAGCUGAAGUAAUGUAGCAGGCUUAGCUGAAAUAUAUCGAAGUAUCGUUCAAACUCUUGGUCUGAAACAGUGUUCUGUUCCAUUUAAUGAAAUAGCUCUUGGUUUCCUCUAUAGAAUAA
Brachypodium distachyon (stiff brome) is the source of this 1805-nucleotide messenger RNA. Its product is annotated as E3 SUMO-protein ligase MMS21. Lineage: Eukaryota; Viridiplantae; Streptophyta; Magnoliopsida; Poales; Poaceae. Gene Ontology annotation, biological process: protein sumoylation; double-strand break repair via homologous recombination. The record is from RefSeq and is a predicted model, not a curated record. Gene Ontology annotation, cellular component: nucleus; Smc5-Smc6 complex. Gene Ontology annotation, molecular function: SUMO ligase activity. The transcript has 6 exons. Bases 60 to 665 code for a protein of 201 amino acids.